Molecule: messenger RNA, 1346 nt
Organism: Serinus canaria (Common canary)
Lineage: Eukaryota; Metazoa; Chordata; Aves; Passeriformes; Fringillidae
Gene: C1QL1
Product: complement C1q like 1
Exons: 2
Coding region: 93-833 (246 amino acids)
Molecular function (GO): protein binding
Source: RefSeq, a predicted model, not a curated record
CCAUUCCCUCCCCCGGGCGCCAGCGCGCCCCGGCCGGGCGGCGGCUCAGCCUGGGCCGGAAAACUUUGCUGGCGGCCGCGGCGGGGGUGGUGAUGGUUCUGGUGCUGGUGGUGCUCAUCCCGGUGCUGGUGAGCUCCGCCGGUACCGACGGCCGGUACGAGAUGCUGGGCACCUGCCGGAUGGUCUGCGAGCCCUACGGCCCCGCCGCCCCCCCGCAACCGGCCGAACGCGGCCCCCUCCCGCCGCCUUCCACCUUGGUGCAGGGUCCCCAAGGCAAACCGGGGAGACCGGGGAAACCGGGACCGCCGGGACCGCCCGGAGAACCGGGACCGCCGGGGCCGGUGGGGGCGCGGGGUGAAGCAGGAAGACCGGGACCCCCGGGAUUACCGGGACCGGGGGCUACGGGCGCGGUGAGCGCGGCCACCUACAGCACGGUGCCGCGGGUCGCCUUCUACGCCGGCCUCAAGAACCCCCACGAGGGCUACGAGGUCCUCAAGUUCGACGACGUGGUCACCAACCUGGGCAACAGCUACGACGCCGCCUCGGGCAAGUUCACCUGCGCCAUCCCCGGCACCUACUUCUUCACCUACCACGUCCUCAUGCGCGGCGGCGACGGCACCAGCAUGUGGGCCGACCUCUGCAAGAACGGGCAGGUCCGGGCCAGCGCCAUCGCGCAGGACGCCGACCAGAACUACGACUACGCCAGCAACAGCGUCAUCCUGCACCUGGACGCGGGGGACGAGGUCUUCAUCAAGCUGGACGGGGGCAAAGCCCACGGUGGCAACAACAACAAGUACAGCACCUUCUCCGGCUUCAUCAUCUACUCGGACUGAGCCCGGAGCCGCCACGCCGCCCCCGGAGCCCCCCGCAUCCGCCCAGCCCCGCGGCGCCGCCCUGGCCUCCCCGCAGUGCCCCCCCAGCCCCACGGCGUCCCUGGGCCGUGGUUCGGUUCCCUGCUGCCCCCCAGCUCGCCCCGCUCCUGCCCAGCCCCGCGGCAUCCCCUGCCCAGCCCCCGAAUCCCCCCUCCCCGCGCUCCCGGCUGCCCCGACCCCCUUUUCCCGUCAGCUCACACGAAGGCUGCCGAUACAGGGCUGGGGGCUGCAGAGGCUUGGGGGUGGCAAGAGGCUGGGGGUGUCCCCCGCGCUGCCCCACGGCACCCCCAUCCCCGGCCGUGCCCCCCUGUCCCGCCGCUGCUCUCUGCCCGCCCUGGGGCGCUGCCGGGGCUCUCGGGGUCCGGCUGUACAGACGCGGUGUCCCCGGGCCGGGGGGGCUGUGCUGGGGCGGGGGGAGCCGCCCUCCUGCCCCCCCGCCGGGGUGACAACAUGGUAAAGCAGAGCUGUGAUCUC